AUGACGGGGAACCGGAGGGGAGGCACCGCGGGUGGGUACAGCUACAGCGGGGACUGCUCCCGCCGCCCCGGGCCUCUGCCCACGGCUCGGCCGGUCCGCCUCCCUCUGCUGAGGGGAGCCGUCCCCCGAGGCCCGCGGAGGGCGUCCCGCCACCCCCGGGUCUGCCCCGGCGGCGGGAAGGGGACCGGAGGGGUGACCGAGGCGCUGUCUCCGCCCGCUGCAGGAAGCGUUUUGGACCAGAGCCUGGAGAGCCUGCUGCACCGGCUGCGCGGCCUGUGCGACAACAUGGAGCCGGAGACCUUCCUGGACCACGAGAUGGUGUUCCUGCUGAAGGGGCAGCAGGCCAGCCCCUUCGUGCUGCGGGCCCGGCGCUCCAUGGACAAAAGCGGGAUGCCCUGGCACCUGCGGUACCUGGGCCAGCCGGAGAUCGGCGACAAGAACCGCCACGCGCUGGUGCGCAACUGCGUGGACAUCGCCACGUCGGACAACCUGACGGACUUCCUGGUGGAGAUGGGCUUCCGCAUGGACCACGAGUUUGUGGCCAAAGGGCACGUGUUCCGCAAGGGCAUCAUGAAGAUCGUGGUCUACAAGAUCUUCCGCAUCCUGAUGCCGGGGAACACGGAGAGCAUCGAGCCGCUCUCCCUCUCCUACCUGGUGGAGCUCAACGUGGUCGCCCCGGCGGGACAGGACGUUGUCUCUGACGACAUGAGGAACUUUGCUGAGCAACUGAAGCCUCUAGUGCACCUAGAAAAAAUUGACCCCAAAAGGCUGAUGUGAUUGGAAAGCCGGGCAGCAUUCCUGAAGAAGGUGUUUUUCUAGAAAGUGUUUUAAGGGUAAAUCAAAACAGGGAGAGGGAAAUAAAGGGACUACAUAUUGGUUUUGUCAUUUGCAAUUA
Calidris pugnax (ruff) is the source of this 895-nucleotide messenger RNA. RefSeq names its product mediator complex subunit 18 (gene MED18). The coding region runs from base 1 to 777 and encodes 258 amino acids. The transcript is spliced from 3 exons. NCBI's taxonomy places the organism in Eukaryota, Metazoa, Chordata, Aves, Charadriiformes, Scolopacidae. Gene Ontology annotation, molecular function: transcription coregulator activity. The record is from RefSeq and is a predicted model, not a curated record. Gene Ontology annotation, biological process: regulation of transcription by RNA polymerase II; termination of RNA polymerase II transcription. Gene Ontology annotation, cellular component: core mediator complex; mediator complex.